This is a messenger RNA of Colletotrichum aenigma, 645 nucleotides long. RefSeq names its product putative cytochrome P450 cyp-13B1 (gene cyp-13B1). The coding region runs from base 1 to 645 and encodes 214 amino acids. NCBI's taxonomy places the organism in Eukaryota, Fungi, Ascomycota, Sordariomycetes, Glomerellales, Glomerellaceae. The transcript has 2 exons. The record is from RefSeq and is a predicted model, not a curated record. Gene Ontology annotation, molecular function: monooxygenase activity; heme binding; iron ion binding.
AUGCGGAACGAACUAGAUCAGGUUUUCGGCCAGAGUGCUGAUCUAGAUGUCCUUGAAAUGAUUGACAAAGGCGGAGAAGAGGUCGUUGCUCAGCUGAAGUACAUGUCUGCGGUCAUAAAGGAGGUUUUGCGGUUGCAUCCUCCAGCUGCGACAGCGAGAUACUCCCCUCCAGCAACCGGAUUCCACUUGGUUUUACCUGAUGGUAGCCGUAUUUGCGCCGAUGACUUGAUGCUAUACAACUGCAAUUACUUGACCCAUCGAGACCCGCAGGUCUACGGGGAAACAAAGGACUAUUUCGUCCCGGAAAGAUGGCUUGAUGUGUCAGCUACCGACCCCGAAGCCGGUGCCAAAUUUGAGAACGGUCACAUCUCCCCCUCAUCUUGGAGGCCAUUUGAGAGGGGACCUCGGAAUUGCGUCGGGCAAGAACUAGCCAAUAUUGAGGCCAAGGUGAUUCUUGUCGUUCUUGUCGGCCGAUACGACUUCGUUAAGCAAGGACUGGGCAGUCCUAUUCUCAGAGCAAAUGGCGAUCCACUGCUGGACGCGAAAGGAAGGCACAUCACUGAGUCGGAUGUCUACAAUUCUCGACAGAUUACCGCACAGCCAGUUGAUGGAAUGAGAGUUAGGGCAAUCCGCAGGACAAUGUAG